Messenger RNA from Durusdinium trenchii, 366 nucleotides. Lineage: Eukaryota; Dinophyceae; Suessiales; Symbiodiniaceae. The record is from the annotation of a GenBank genome assembly.
AUGCUGGACAACUUCUGCGCCAGGCUCUCUGCCAUUCAAGAAUGGACAUCCCAGAAUGUCUUGGAGAUCAUGGAUAAGGCUUCAAGCUACACCUCAGAGAGAGUUAGCAAUUUGGCAGCUUACUUGACAGAAGAGGAGUGGAGCAAGCUCAGCCAAUGUAGCAACCAUGAAGCAAUGCAAGUGCUGGCCCAGAGAAUGAAGCACCUUGGUAUGGUGAGCUUGAAGGAGUCCAGCAAAAGGGAUGCAAUAGCUUUGCUCUUGCAUAUGCAAGUGGAUGCGCAGCAGAAGCCAGAGCCUUCUAGCAAGAUGGUGAAGUCUUUGGUGAAUGACUUUGCAGACCUUUCAAGAGAAUGCCUGCUCCACCAG